UAAAAUUAAGUCGACAAUAUCAACAUUAUUAUACUCUCAUUCGAUGGAAAAACAAUAAAACAUCAACAGAAAUUCAUGCUGAACUAGUAAUUGGUGAAGGAGAUCAGGCAGUAUCAUUACGUACUGUUGAUCAUUGGAUUGCUGCAUUUAAAGCUGGAGAUGAGGAUGUUGAAGACAAGCCUUGUUCUGGGUGUCCUCACGAAGUCACCACACCAGAAACUAUUGCUAAAGUUAAAGAAUUGGUCUCCGAUGACCUUCAUAUUACUAUUAGAGGAUUGGCUGACCUUUUAGAUAUUUCUCUUGAACGAGUUAGUUAUAUUCUUAAUGAAGAGCUCAAUAUGAAAAAAAUUUGUGCAAAAUGGGUUCUGUAUAAGUUAAAAGGCAAUAAACAAUGGAUUGAAUCUGAAGAAAAUAGGUCACAAAUUGCUAGAACUGCUAAAAAUA
Messenger RNA from Ambispora leptoticha, 444 nucleotides. NCBI's taxonomy places the organism in Eukaryota, Fungi, Glomeromycota, Glomeromycetes, Archaeosporales, Ambisporaceae. The record is from the annotation of a GenBank genome assembly.